AUGCCUUUCACUGGAAGCGACAUCAUCAAGAUCAUCUUCGCCGUUAUCCUGCCCCCUCUUGGUGUCUUCCUCGAGCGCGGCUGCGGCGCUGACCUCCUGAUUAACAUCCUGCUCACUUGCUUGGGCUGGAUUCCUGGUGUUAUCCACGCGCUAUACAUCAUCCUGAAGUACUAG
Messenger RNA from Recurvomyces mirabilis, 174 nucleotides. RefSeq names its product plasma membrane proteolipid Pmp3 (gene PMP3). Lineage: Eukaryota; Fungi; Ascomycota; Dothideomycetes; Mycosphaerellales; Teratosphaeriaceae. Gene Ontology annotation, cellular component: membrane. The transcript is spliced from 3 exons. The coding region runs from base 1 to 174 and encodes 57 amino acids. The record is from RefSeq and is a predicted model, not a curated record.